Molecule: messenger RNA, 3872 nt
Organism: Patella vulgata (common limpet)
Lineage: Eukaryota; Metazoa; Mollusca; Gastropoda; Patellidae
Product: protein brambleberry
Exons: 11
Coding region: 31-1863 (610 amino acids)
Source: RefSeq, a predicted model, not a curated record
AUAGAACUUCCUGCUGCAUUCGAAACAAAAAUGAAUUUAUUCAUAAUAUUGAAAGUUACGCACAUUUUAAUGUUAAUUUUGGUAACACAGCCCUGUCAUGGCUUGUUUGAAUGGUUAUACGGUGAAGACAGUGAAAAUGAGUUAAAAUCCACACCUGGGCAGGCUGACAUGAAAUAUGAAGUGGUCAUAACUGACGACAAAUUCCUGGAAUUUGCCAAAACUCUGACCGAAUUAAAACCACUUGAUGCCUGUCAUAAUAUUGUGGUAUAUAAUUUAAAGAAGAAAUGUGGAGAAUUAUCAGAGGAAGAAUUAGGGAAAUUGGCUGUUCAACUGUUUAAUUGUCAAGCAGAAGCAGAGAAUCGACCAACAUUUCUCUGUACAUCUGAUAUGACAUUGGCAGCAUGUACAAAAGAUAUGGAUGCUACAACAUGGAAUGGUUAUCAGAUUGUAGGAAACCGGGCUAGAGCUAUGUGUUACGCAACUCAACAACUACAGUUUCGGAAACUAACAGAAAGAGCAGUGAACAAUUUAGCAAUAACUGCUUACAAUCAUUUGGAAUCCAUGAAGGAAAUAAAGGAUGGGCAAGAACAAAUUCAUAGUUUAGCUACAGAUACUGUUCGAAAAUUGUUUGAAAGUCAACAAGAUUUGUUAACAACACAUGAAUCUUUGAAGUCUGCACAUCAGACGGUAUUUACACAUGUAGCUGAUAAUGUAAAACAACUUGUCCAUGAAAAAUCUCUCAUUGCCACAGGAAAUAAAGAACUAGCAGAAAUGACUGAAAAUAUCAGAGAAAAGCUAGAUACGACAAGUGAGCAUCUAAAGAAUCAAGAAAAACAACAAAGAGAAAAUCAUGAAAAGAUUCUUCAAGAUUUAAGACAAAUACAGAAAAAAUCACAAGAUGCAUUGAAAGAUUUAAGUGGAAGUACAAAACAACUGAUAUCAAAUCAUGAAGAAAUGAUGACACAGUAUCAAGUUAUGUUUAAAAAUUUACAGAAGAUGAAUAACUCUAUAAAUGGUUUGUUGAAGACAGUAUCCGAUAUGCAGGACACAUUAGAGAAAAAACUUGGUUGGGUCUCUAAAUUAUUAGGAGGAGCAGAUGAUAAACUACAUGUUAUUAUGUGUUGUAUCCAUUACAUUGUAUUUUUCUUACUGAUGGUUAUAUUAGCUUCAUUCCUACAACUACCAGUAUUAUUGCGUACUAUAUUGAUGAUACUGAUAGCUGUUAAUGCUGGAUGUGAAAUCAACUAUAAUAAAAGUCUGAGUUUUACUGUAUUGUUUGUUAUUACAUCAUCAACAAUUAUAGCUCACUGGACUAUAGUUUGGAUAAGAUGGCGGGCUAGUAAAGUCUAUGGAACUAACAAGUUGACCUAUACAUCAGGCCAAUCAUUUAACUCAAGAGAAAUAAGAGAAUUAACAAGUGUCUUAGGAAGAUUACAGCAAUCUUUAAAUGAUAGUUUAGAUAUCGAUACUAGUAAUCGACACUGUAAUGGUAAUUCAACAUCUAUACCGUUUGAUGAUAGAAAUCAUCUUUCUAAUAUAACACCAUCACCAGUUCGUCAUACAUCUAUUACACCAUCACCAUCACCUGUCAACAGAUUUCAUCAUACAUCAGUUGAUCCAAUACCAGAAGCUGAUGAAAACCAAAGUCAUAAUUUAUCCCAGGUUAGAAGAUUAUUAAUAAAUCAGAUGGGUGAUGGACCUGGAAGAACAACAUCUCGUUCUUCUACACCAUUAUCAUCACGUAACAGUUCAAGAUCAACAACACCAUUGUUAGGUAUAAAAUGUAAAGGUGUAACAAGAGCUGGUUCUGCCUGUAGAAUGCCAGCUACAUCAGGAUUUGAUUAUUGUUAUAGACAUAGAUAAAUUGUACUGAAUAUAUACUGGUUAAUUCUGUUUUAUUAGCUUUCAGUGUAUGACAAAAUGUUUUUCAGUCAAACUAGAUUGAGAUAAAAUUAUUUGUACAAUAUGUAAUGUGUAAAUUAAAUGAUGUAAUUUUAAUGUAUUUCGUCUGCCUGUAGAGCAGCAUGAUUACAUAUCAUUACUUGGUGUCUGAACACAGAACAUACAGUUAUGUUCUUAGCUCACUUGAGACUACAUGUGAGGUUAAAUGCAUCGUAAAGAAUUUGUGUGAACAGCACAAUCAAGUAUUUUUGGUUUUUAUAUGCCCACAUUUUCAUGUGAACGUAUAUUGUCGUCGCCCCUUUCCGUUUGGACGUCUGGACGUCCGUCCACAAUUGUUUGUAGACAUUCUACAGGUCACAAUUUUUAUCCGAUUUCAACGAAACUUGAAAUAUAGGUUUAUCUCCCUAAGAUCUCGGUUCCUUUUGAUAUUGGCAUGUAUCGGACCGUAACUUCAUGGAUUAUGGCCCCUGAUUUGUUGAAAUUUGAAAUGUAAGUUUAUAACCCAAAGAUCUUGGUUCCUUUCGAUAUUUGCACAUAUCUGACCGUAACUUCCUGAAUUAUGGCCCCUGAUUAUACGAAAAAUCACGUUUUUUAGCUUGUGGACCCCAUAGAGGUCACAAUUCUAUUCCAAUUUAAAAAAAUGAAGGUCGAGGUCCUAAUUUUUAUUCAAUUUUGAUGAAACUUAAAGCAUAUCUUUAUAUUCCAAAAAUCUCAGUCCCUUUUGAUAUUUGCGCAUAUCAGACCAUAACUUUCUGGAUUAUGACCCCUGAUUGUACAAAAAAUCGUUUUUGUUUUUAGCUUGGUCUCUAUCCAUCUCUUGCAAAAUGUAGACGUAUCCUGCCUGGCAGCCGCUGGUUGUUGUAAAAUGAAAAUUUUUACACAGAACAGACAUUCAGUUGAUGCUUAGGGUUGUAUGUAAUGUACAUGAUAAUAAUAAUAAUAAUUUAUUUAUAGAGCGCCUAUAAUCCAAUACUUAGAUUGCUCUAUGGCGCUAUUACAUUAUUGUAAAGGUAUAAAAUAUAAAACAUCUCAAUAAUAAGAACAUUGCACAAUUAGAAUAAAAUAUGGUAUACAAUAAUAAAAAAGUAAACUCUGAAAAAGCUUAAGCAUUUAGCAAUUAAAAUGGCUUUUAAAAAGGUGGGUCUUUAACUUUUUCUUAAAAACAGGCAGGGAAGGGGAAUCUUUAAUUUCAGAAGGUAACUUAUUCCAUAGUUUAAAAGCAGCAAAACUAUAAGAACACAAUCCCUAAAACUGUCGAAUAUUGAAUAAUUUUCUAUGCAACAUUGUGAUUUAUGAUUAAUGGUUUUGUUUGUUAUGAUUCUAUUUUUAAUGCAAUUAUUAAAGGGUCAUUAUGUAAGAUUUCAAAAAUAUAUAAUCCAAAAAUAAUAUAUUGAAAAUGUCAUUCAAAUUACUUUAUUUUGAGCGAAGUUAUCAAUGGUUGUAGUUUUGACAAGAUGUGUGUAUUGAUCGUAACCACCAUACUGCUCGUAGGAGUCAUAGCCUUGCUUCUCCAUUUUUAAAUUAAAUCAUUAAAUGGACAAACUGUUAAAAUCGGAGCCAUUUGAUGGCAUCUAAAUGUAGAAUUGAUUAUGGUCUUGUCAUGUUUAUAAAUAUCUAAUUAAUAAUUUAUAAAACAUUUAAGGCCCAAAGAAAGACCUGCAGUAGACAGAUUUAGCUCCUAUAUAAUGCCUGUUUAAUAAUUUCUUAUAUUACUGUAAAUAUUUGUUUGUAAAUAAUUUUAAUACAUUAAGAUUAUGUUUUGUAAUACAUGUAUGUUGAGUUGGAUGGAGAAAAUAUCAAGGUAUUGUUUUAUAAACCAAGUAAUUGUGCCAUGAUCACUUGAUAUGAAUGAUGUGAUUGAAAGGUAUUGUUGAUGAAUGAAAAUAGUUGGGAGUGAUAUUUCUUACCUAUAAUUUAAAAUGGUGUAUUAUGUAAGUAGAUAUGAAGAUAUCUAUAUAUAUAACGUAGAA